GCUAAGCAGCCGUGGUGAAUCAUCUGCCUCUGAUGAAGCUGGCUCCUCAUGGCCAUGGCCAACCUGACCCACUCCUGGCCUCCCACGUUCUUCCUGCAAGGCAUCCCGGGGCUGGAAGCCUACCACAUGUGGCUCUCUGUGCCAGUGUCCUGCAUCUACGUGGUGAUCAUUGCCGGGAACUGCACCAUCCUCCUGGUGGUGGCCACAGAGCCAGCUCUCCACAGGCCCAUGUGCUACUUCCUCUGCAUGCUGGCAGCUAUUGACUUGGCAGCCUCCACCUCCGCCCUGCCCAAGAUGCUCUGCAUCUUCUGGUUCCAGGGCGGGGAGAUCCAAGCCGUUGCCUGCCUGGCCCAGAUGUUCUUCAUCCAUGCCUUGUGCAUGAUGGAGUCAGCGGUGCUGCUGGGGAUGGCGCUGGACCGCUAUGUGGCCAUCUGCUUCCCGCUCAGGUACAGCUCUUUCUUCUCCAGCUCACUGGUGGCCAAGAUGGCUGUGGCCGGCAUAGUCAGAGGAACGCUGCUGAUGGCACCUUGCCCUUUCCUGAUCCGGAGGCUGUCCUACUGCCGGACCAACGUCAUUCGCCACACGUACUGUGAGCACAUGGCAGUGGUCAAACUGGCCUGUGGGGACACCAGCAUCAACCGCACCUAUGGGCUGAGUGUGGCUCUGAUCGUCAUCGGAGGAGACCUUCUCUGCAUUGGGCUCUCCUACUUCUUCAUCGUCCGUGCGGUGCUCCGUCUCUCUUCCCGCGAGGCGAGGCACAAGGCUUUCGGCACCUGUGGCUCCCACCUCUGCGUCAUCUUGAUCUCCUACAGCCCUGCCCUCUUCUCCUUCUUCACCCAUCGCUUUGGCCACUCCGUGGCCCCCCAUAUCCACAUCCUGCUGGCCAACCUCUACCUCCUCUUCCCUCCCAUGCUCAACCCCAUUGUGUAUGGAGUCAGGACCAAGGAGAUCCGGGAACGGGUCACCAGGGUUUUCCUCCCAGGCAGGGUCAUGGUGAAACUCAGGCUGAGUUGAGACUGAAUCCCUUCCCCCUAAAUGCCAGCCCUACCUGGCUCGAAGGGCCCUGGCAAACUCCAUUUGUAGCUGGUUGGAUUGGACGAUAUCAUCUACCGUUCCUGUACCUCGAAUCAGGUGCCAUGCCCCAAAUAAGUUCUUCUGCAGCUCGGAAUGCAAGGAAGAGGAUUAUUGAUGGCUGCUAGCCAUGAUUGCUAUGCGCUGCCUUGGUUAGAGGCAGUGAUGCUUCUGAAUCCCUGUUGCCUG
Molecule: messenger RNA, 1260 nt
Organism: Podarcis muralis (Common wall lizard)
Lineage: Eukaryota; Metazoa; Chordata; Lepidosauria; Squamata; Lacertidae
Product: olfactory receptor 52P1-like
Biological process (GO): G protein-coupled receptor signaling pathway
Cellular component (GO): plasma membrane
Molecular function (GO): olfactory receptor activity; G protein-coupled receptor activity
Source: RefSeq, a predicted model, not a curated record